UAGAGAUACCAUUUAUUAUUGAUGGUUUAUUAUGUGUUGAUAAAUUAUAUGUAGAAAAAAUAAUUCAUUAUGCUAAUGACAAAAUGAUGACAAAUUUUCAACGUAUUGAUGAGCUUUCAGAUAACGUUAAAAAGAACUUGACUUCAUCAGAUAUGGCGCGUAAUGAAGAAAACCGUAACACCGAUAUGACAAAUGAAAAUGAUAGUUCAGCCUCAACAGAGUUCCAUUUGGACGAAGAAUUUUAA
Messenger RNA from Didymodactylos carnosus, 245 nucleotides. Lineage: Eukaryota; Metazoa; Rotifera; Eurotatoria; Philodinida; Philodinidae. The record is from the annotation of a GenBank genome assembly.